Mycena citricolor is the source of this 3623-nucleotide messenger RNA. The record is from the annotation of a GenBank genome assembly. Lineage: Eukaryota; Fungi; Basidiomycota; Agaricomycetes; Agaricales; Mycenaceae.
CGUGGCCGUGCUCUCCGAUGAAGAACCUCCUGCGUCACCGGAUUCAGGGAUCCUGGCCAUCAAGUGCGCUUGGUGCCACCCGCGUGUGCCCCGAAUAACGCCCAAAUAAGGAUGGCAAUCGAGGAACCACACGCCAACGCCAGUGUCUGCCAGCGGCGAGUCUGAUCAGAGGUACAUGGUCCUUGCUUACUUUAAAACCAACCUCUCGCGCUUCGAUCCCUUGCUCCUCCUCCUUCCCCUCCUUCGUUCUCUCUACCACCAUGAAGCUCGCGCUGAUCAUCGUGGGCAUUGCGGCUGGGUUCCCUUUGGCUUCUGCGAGUGCACUCCCGGAGACUGAUUCUUCCGCGGAUAUCCUCAUCCCCUAGCACGAACGCGACGUUCUGGCUCGAGGCGAUCAAGCACCAGGGCCGCUCGGCGUACAACAGCGACGCCAACUACACCGUGUUCCGCAACGUGAAGGACUUUGGGGCCGUAGGCGACGGCAUCGCCGACGACACUGCGGCUAUCCGGGCUGCUGUUUCGUUCGGAAAUCGGUGCGGAGAUGGGAACUGCAGCUCCUCGACAAUCACGCCUGCGCUGGUCUACUUCCCCAGCGGAACAUAUCUCGUGUCCCAGUCGAUCAUCGCCUACUAUCACACCCAGCUCAUCGGAAACCCGAAAGAUCCGCCCACCCUCCUCGCCGCGGCUUCGUUCACGACAUUGCUGUGAUCGAUGCGGACCCCUACACUGCAUUCGGCCAAUGGUACAAGAACCAAAACAACUUGCAAGUCUUCUUCCACACUCGGAGCCGCGAGCAUAACCCCUGAUCUCUCGCUUACAUAGUUUCCGCUCGGUGUGGGUGAGAUCCAUGUCCUGCGCAGCUUGCGACUGAAUGCGCCGCGCCGGUACAGCCGAAAUUUUGUGAUCGAUGUCCGACGGUGAGACUUUAUCUGUCGCAGGGUCUUGGGCCAGGGGCUCACGCGCGAUCGGCGCGCUUAGCGUGCCUGCUACAUCGAGCGGGACGGGGAUCCACUGGCAGGUCGCUCAGAGCACCUCCUGAUGAAUAUCCUCUUUCUCAUGUCCGAGGAUCCGAACACGGCUCACCAGGGAAUUUGGAUGGAGAACGGCAGCGGUGGGUUCAUGGGAGAUCUUGUAUUCCACGGAGGCAAAUUCGGAAUGUGGGUGGGAAAUCAACAGUUCACAGUGCGAAAUGUCUCGAUCAGCAAUGCACAAACUGCCAUUCAGGGUGUCUGGAACUGGGGCUGGACGUUCCAAGGGGUGCAGAUCACCAAUUGUGGGAUCGGUUUCGACUUGCUCAAUGGGGUCGGCGCAGAGGCCAUCAUCGAUGUCACAGUCCAGGACACGCCCAUCUUCCUUCGGACUGCGGUGCCCAGCAACGGCACCCUCGUCGGGUCGCUGGUCCUGAACAACAUCGACCUCCACAAUGUCACAGAUGCCGUCGCUGUUGUCGGCGGCGAGGUGGUUCUUGCCGGUGCUCCCGCUUCGAAGAUGCACAUCGACUCGUGGGCGCAAGGCAACAAAUUCUCAGGUACCAAUUCCACGGGAGCAUUUCAACAGGAUUACGUCAGCGCUCCGCCCAAGGCCGCGUCGUUGCUUGAUUCCCAAGGCAGAAUAUUCGGGAGGGUCCAUCCGCAGUACGAGGACCAUCCCGUCACGGACUUUGUCAGCGUGCGAGACCACGGUGCGGUCGGAGACGGCAAGGCGGACGACACGCAAGCUCUCCAGGCGGUUCUCGACAAAUACGCCACCUCGAAAAUCAUCUUCUUUGAUGCGGGGGCAUACAACAUCACGUCGACGCUGACCCUGCCCGCGGGAUCCAGGAUCGUCGGCGAGGCGUGGUCGAUUAUAUCUGGCUCGGGACCGGCGUUCCAGGACCAGAACAAUCCCACUGUCAUGGUCCGGGCGGGAGAGCCUGGAUCGGUGGGGGUAAUGGAGAUUACAGAUAUCGUAUUCACGACUGCUGGCCCUGCCGCCGGAGCGAUCGUCUUGGAAUGGAACAUCAAACAGAGCGAACAGGGCUCCGCCGGAACUUGGGACACCCAUAUUCGGCUCGGCGGAUCGGCAGGGACCAAUCUCGAGACCGCCCAAUGCCUUCCGGAGAGUCCCGAACUGAACUGCACGGCUGCGUUCAUGGCGUUGCAUCUCACGCCCCAGUCUACGGGAUAUUUCGAAGUUGAGCAGUUCGCUAAUCAUGGUCUCGACGAUAAACUCGAGACGCAGCUGACUAUCUUCAGCGGGCGAGGGAUUCUUUCGGAAUCGCAGGGUCCUGUGUGGAUGAUCGGAACAGCGGAGCACUUUACGCUCUAUCAAUACCUGCUCCGAAACGCCCAGAAUCAUUACAUGGGACUCGUCCAAACAGAGAUACCAUAUUUCCAGCCGUAUAAAAUCCCACUCCCCUUUCCAUUCCAUACUUCUGCGGUCUAUGGAGAUCCUGUCUUCCCUCCUGGGAUUAAUAUGGCUUGGGCGGUGCUCGUAACGGGGUCAAAGAAUAUUUUAAUAUUCGGCGCCGGUUUAUACUCGUUCUACUCAAACUACAGCCAAGACUGUUUGCAAACGCGCAACUGUCAAAGCCACAUCCUCAGCAUCAGCAAGGAUUCUUCUGUGUACAUAUACAGCAUGGCCACCGUUGCCAGCACAUAUCAAAUCAGCGUCGAUGGCGCCGGUAUCGUCAACCAGGCCGACAACAACAACGGCUUUGCGUCGACCGUCACUGUUUGGGAACCAAUCGAAUAGUUGUACAUCAAAUCACGUUAUAUUGACAUUACACGUAAACAACCAACAAUACACACGCGCUUCAUUUGUAUACUGUAUACACACACCACACUACGCACGAGCCAUGUCUCUGACUGUGAAGAGAACGUACGGCUCGAAACGCACAUCGCGGUCCACGCUCUCCUCGCCUCCCACUUCUCCGCUCGCUGCGUCCUCCUCGCCCGCCACGGGCGAGAAACGGAAACGCGCUGACGCGCUGGGCGACGCCCCGGAGCCCAAGACCCCGCGCACAUCUCUAUUCAAAUCCACAUCGAGGCACGCGGCGACAUCGAAGAGCAAAGCCAAGGCGCCCAAGACGCUCACGCAGCUUCACUUCUGCAUCGACCAGCCGGUCCUGCGCGCGUGCCCGCUCUGCUCGCUCUCUUACAUGAAGGGCGCGGCCGAUGACGAGGCGCUGCACAAGUCCCACUGCGUGCGCGUGCAGAAGGGCAUGGAGUGGGGGAGGGAGGAGGAGCGGGAGGUGGGCAGGGCGGGGGUCAUCGAGCUGCCGGGCAUGACCUUGCGUGGCGGAAAUCGCGCGCGGAUUAUCUACUUCAAGGCGGAUGUGGGCGGGAAGAUUGGUUCCAAGUUGGCAACGCUGCUGAAAACUAUCAACCUCGCGCUAUCCGCGCCUGAUUUGACCCCGGCGAUUCUACAGGCAUCCAAGGCGUAUCUGCUGCUUGUUCCGAGUGUAACGGGGACACGCGAGACGAUUGUUGGUUGCGUCAUCGCACAACAAAUCUCUACCGCCAUGGCAAUCGCGCCGCCCACGGCAUCCGACUCUGAUCUGAUACCAAUGGGCGAGGCCGUAUCGUGCUAUCGCGAGGCCCUCCCAACGCCUCUCGGGAUUCCGCGGCUCUUCGUUUCCUCGG